AUGAAGCUGAGACUGUCCGAUAUCUUCUUGUACCUGUUGGCUUGGCCUUACUACUGGACUCUCCGCCAUUACACUAUCUAUCCUAUCCAGAGGAUAGUUUUAGCGCAACACGAUGAAGACAAGCUGCGGACAGCGGCUCGAACGUUUUUUCAUGGAAAGAUCAAUGAGGCUAAGCUCGUCACCUUGGCUAGCACGUUGUCGGCGGCCGCCAGCUUCGCUGCCUUCUCAUGGACGGCGAUUGCAAGGGCCCCUUGGUUUGUGUUCGCGUUCUGGUACUUCAGCCUGGUUCUUGCAAUCCUCAGCCUGAUCACCGCCGGGCAGCACUCUGCCUUGAUACACACCCUGAUACAGCAUGAAGACGCAUUUUACGAGGCACUUCCCACUAAGGUCAUCCUCAGACUGGUCGCACUCGAUGUCUCAAGCCGAAUCGGGGCUCAGCAGUCGAGCGGUCGAGGCCCGAACAGGUCUGGACCUCCAGCAAAAGCCAGGACAGAGGCACAGCAAAGCGCCAUGAUGGUUUACGUAUGGCAGAAUCCGGUGAUGAAGAUGGCUUGGUCGGUUGUAAUGUUCAUCCUGGGCCUGGUGCUGCUGAUAACAUCGCCGUUGCGGCACGAUCCUCCGGGCAUCGAUGACCCUAAGAUAGCAAUCUUCGUCCUCGUUGCCGGCGCAGUCGUGUUGCUAAACUUCGGAUGGUGCAGCUUUUGCCUGUAUCGCGCUGCGAAGCACGACGAUCUCAUGGAGAGACCCGCCACAACGGCACCUGGUGAGGUCGAUGGAAGCGCGCAAGUGGCAGCCGACCCAUAAGAUCAAUUCAACUCCAACCAUACGCAGCACGCAUCACGCACAGUUCAACGACUGAAAUCUGAUCCUGUUACAGCGGGCGAGGAAGAUGCUUCGUACGGCCCAGCUCUGUUCAGUGAUGAAGAAGCCGGCUGCGGCAUUGCAGGGGCGGAGAGCGGUGUCGAGCAUCGCAGUGCAGGGCAAAACACAGCUGUCUGCAGUAGUGAGAGUUUGAGCUCGCAUUGAAUUCACAGAGUAGGAGUGGAAUACGAGCUUCUGAAACGGUCUGGGACGGAGCGCAGGGACAAAGUAGAGAGAGCGGAUCUCUGACAUCACCUCGAGCCAAGAAAGUAGAUCACGUGACCGAUAACGUCGCCGCCUCUCCUGCAAAACACCGCAACCCUCUAUCGCAGGAUCUUUGACAUUACCACAUUCUAUGGCCUCACAUUGUGGUCUUCUCGGGGCUUGAUG
This is a messenger RNA of Boeremia exigua, 1251 nucleotides long. RefSeq lists its product as uncharacterized. Lineage: Eukaryota; Fungi; Ascomycota; Dothideomycetes; Pleosporales; Didymellaceae. The record is from RefSeq and is a predicted model, not a curated record. The coding region runs from base 1 to 804 and encodes 267 amino acids. The transcript has 2 exons.